AGCGUACCGGCGAGCGCGGCCGCGAAGAAGCGAGCGACAGUUCGGCGAUUGCGGCCCGGCACGUAAGUCGUGCACGUGUGUCCGUCGCGUGAGACGCUCCUUGCCACGUGGUGAUACGCGAGCGUGCGCGCGCGCGCGCGCGGGCUUUUCCUCUCUCUGUCUCCCUGUAUAAAUAUUCUCUGUCCUUUUUCCGUCUCCGCUUAUCUUUCUCAGCUUCCGCUUUCCCUCCGCCUUGCCCACAUACAUAUGUCACCGCGUCGCACGCACUCGCGGUAAUGCUCACGCGGCACGCCGCGGCAACCGUCGUCGCCCGAACGCUCCGAGCCGUCGCGUGGAAACGUGCGUGACGCUCGCGUGCGCGCGCGCGUGUGCUCCGAUUUUCGGGGAGGACUUUUCAACGCGACGCGCCGGACAAAGCCGAAGAUGCCGGACAAAGUAGCCCCGGCGGAGAAGCAAAUCCUGCGGCCCGCCGCCGCCGCGGGAUCCAACGGCGACGACGCGGGCGUCAAGCUGAAGAAGGAGCUGGGCCUGUGGGACGGCGUGGCGAUCAUCGUCGGCAUCAUCGUCGGCGCCGGUAUCUUCGUGUCGCCCAAGGGCGUGCUUAGGAACAGCGGCAGCGUCGGCCAGGCUCUCUUCGUCUGGAUCUUCUCCGGGAUCCUGUCGCUCAUCGGAGCUCUAUGUUACGCCGAGCUCGGUACGAUGAUCCCCAAAUCCGGGGGCGAUUAUGCGUACAUCAGCGAUGCCUUCGGACCUUUGCCGGCGUUUCUUUAUCUUUGGGUGGCUUUGUUCGUCCUAGUACCAACGGGGAACGCGAUCACAGCUCUUACGUUCGCACAGUACAUACUGCAACCUGUAUGGCCCGGAUGCGAACCGCCGUAUGCAGCGGUGCGACUACUCGCUGCCGUGAUCACAUGUCUGUUGACCGUCAUUAAUUGCUACAAUGUCAAAUGGGCGACCAGAGUGCAGGAUAUAUUCACCGGCACCAAGAUCUUCGCCCUGGUAAUCAUUAUGGUGGCCGGUUUCUGGUGGCUCUGCAUGGGCCACACGGAAAACUUCCAGUAUCCGAUGGCUGGCACGAACACCCAGCCCGGUUACAUCGCUCUGGCAAUUUAUUCCGGACUGUUCUCCUAUUCGGGCUGGAACUAUCUCAACUUCGUGACGGAGGAACUCCAAGAUCCCUACAAGAAUCUUCCGAAGGCGAUUUGUAUAUCACUGCCGCUGGUAACAGUGAUUUAUGUUUUCGCGAACGUCGCCUACUUCGUCGUACUCACGCAGGAUGAAAUACUCGCAUCGAAUGCCGUCGCUGUUACCUUUGGCGAUAAACUGUUGGGCGUUAUGUCAUGGAUCAUGCCAUUUUUCGUGGCAUGCUCGACUUUCGGAGCAUUGAACGGGGCGAUCUUCGCGUCGUCAAGGUUGUUCUUCGUCGGUGCCCGAAACGGACACCUCCCCACUGCCAUUGCCCUCAUUAAUGUCCGCAACUUGACGCCAAUGCCAUCCCUCAUUUUCCUCUGCAUUAUCACCCUGGUACUCCUCAUCAUAGAGGAUGUCUACGUACUAAUAAAUUAUGUCAGCUUCGUUGAGGCUCUAUUUACCACACUCUCCGUGUCUGGUCUGUUGUGGCUACGUUACAAAAAGCCCAAUCUCCAUCGUCCGAUAAAGGUUUCCAUAAUUUUGCCAAUCAUCUUCUUCAUAAUCUGCGCAUUCUUGGUCACCUUCCCGUUUUACGUCUCACCAUGGGAAGUAGGCGUAGGUAUCAUCAUAAUUCUGUCUGGCAUUCCCGUGUACUGUAUAUUCAUCGAUUGGAAAACGAAGCCCGCCUGGCUCAUCAAUGCAUCCCAUAAUUUUAAUUUGAUGUGCGCGAAGCUAUUCAUGUGCGUGGAAGAAGACAAGACGGAAUGAGUGCCCGAGACUAGUACUAAUCAUUGAAAAAUUCCAAACUGUGACCCGAAUUUAAGAGUGCAUUCCGCACGCGUCGUACUUUUUCUUAGGUAGGUAGAAUACCUAAUAUAUAGUUGCGAAUACAGAUAUAAUGUCCAUCAUUGUCAUCUAUUGAACAACCGCAUGAUUGCAUAAGUAUUAAUGGUAAUGCGCGAGCAAACACGGUACUGUCGUCGAUAGAUUCAUAAUUUUUAUAUUCUAUAUAUACAUAUAUAGAUAUACUUGCGGAAGUAAUUUUUAUACACACAUAUAUAUAUAUAUAUACAUAUAUAUAUAUUUGUGAUUAUUUAUUGUUUAAUAAGUGCCUGUACGCCAUUGCUGUAAUCUAUUAGCACGUAAAUUGUAUUCGAGUGCCAAUUUUUGACACUGCCCGGCGUACUCGAAAUGUAUGCUUCAAAAAGAUAUUUAAGAUAAAUAUUUUUUGAUUAUGUAAUCCGUACAUAUGUUUAUGCCGCAUUUUCAUUGGCCACGUUGGAUUAUACAGGCAUAAUAUAAAAUAAGAGUUUUUACAUUAAGGCAUAAUAUAAAGAGAAUCUAGCAAAAUUAUUAAAUAACGUCAGCAGAACCGAUAUAUAAUUUCGAGUUGAAUUUUUUAAGGACUUUAGGUCAAUUGUAGCGUUUAAUUUAUUUGCAUUUAUUUAAGGACUGUCAUUAUUGCACAUAUCUAAUCAUUCAAAUUCAGUGAAAUGAUGACUACUGAUUUCGAGUCUCGAAUUGUAAAUAUAAUGGAAUAAUGUAAAGCUUGUACACAUUGCACGUAAAUAUAGUCUCGUAAUUGAAAGAGAUAUAUUUACAAGAGAUAUAUAAAGGAUUCUGCUUUAAUUAUUAAUUGUAUGUACAACAUUAUAUAAUUUUGACAAUCAUUGAUUAAUUAGUUAAUUUAAAUUUCUUUCCCUAAGAAAUUUGAGGUUUCAAGCGAAAAAAAGAGAACCUAAAAGAAAGUAGAUUCUUUCGUACUUUCAAUUAUUUAAGAAAUAUAUGUAGUAGAGCUUCUGUUUUAAAUUAAAUAUCAUGAAUGAAACGAUUUUAAAAAGGUCAUGAAGGAAAGCGUUAAAAGAAAAACGGAAUGUUUAGCUGUCUGAAGAAUUUUAUCGCCUCUCGAAACGUAUGUACGAAUGAUAAUCAUAUUUUCAAAUAUGGAUUGUGAAUGCUAAUCUAGUAUCGUUGCCUAAAUGAUAUUUGUAUUCUAAUCAGAUGCUCAAGUAUCGAUAGGGAAUUAUUUGGAACAAAUUGCAUUCGAGAAUGAUCGAUUAUGUGCCUUAUACGUGAGCAAGAUUAUAUAUUCUGUAAGGUAAAAUAGGAUAUUGUUUAAAAUGCAUAAUGAUUAAGUUGUAUGUACACGGAAAAAAAAUGAUGUAUUAACAGCAUUAGCCAACAGCAGUAAUUUCGAAAAUAUUCUUGUUCAUACAAUAACAGUAUUAAAUAACAUUUAAUUUUAAUUUUAAACAAAUAGCAGUUAAAAAACAUUUUAUUAGUACAAGAACAUAUUUGCUUUACUGUGUUGAUAUUGUCAUUGAAUUAACAAGAUUUUCAAUUAGAUCGGCUAAUACUGGUAAAACAACAUAAAUGUUUUUCUGUAUAUUAAAGGCAAAUUGUGAAUAAGAACAGAUACGUAUGUAUAUUUUAAAGGAAUUUAGAGACAAAUAACAAAUCUUUGAAUAGCAACUUUAUUCCAACAGAUUUGAUAAAACGGCGUUGUAAAUCGCUUUUAAGUAUAACUUGCAAUUAGUUUAUAAGCUGUUAACGGAGAUAGGAAAGAUUAGCACACAUCUCGUGCUGUACACAUUUUUUUGUUCGUACAUUCCUAAAUUUCUAGAACGUAGAAUGUGUUGUGUGGUGGAAAAAAGACACAGUAUACAUAUGCCUGCCGUCAAACUACUGUUACUACGGCAAAUAGGCCAAAAGUACUGUUAAUAUGCGCCGAAAUAGCAACGGUUUCUCAUGUUUAAUUCCAU
This is a messenger RNA of Wasmannia auropunctata (little fire ant), 3893 nucleotides long. It is a transcript of the gene mnd, whose product is annotated as large neutral amino acids transporter small subunit 2. Bases 424 to 1899 code for a protein of 491 amino acids. Gene Ontology annotation, cellular component: membrane. NCBI's taxonomy places the organism in Eukaryota, Metazoa, Arthropoda, Insecta, Hymenoptera, Formicidae. The record is from RefSeq and is a predicted model, not a curated record. Gene Ontology annotation, biological process: amino acid transmembrane transport. Gene Ontology annotation, molecular function: L-amino acid transmembrane transporter activity. The transcript is spliced from 8 exons.